AUGAGUGAAGCGGCUGUAGACGAUGCCCAGGCGCUGCGCCUUAAGCUCAAACUGCCGCGUUCCAUGUCGACGUCGUCAGAGGCCGAGAAGAAGCUGCUCAUUGGCGCACGGGGAGGCGCGGCGGUCAAGGAGCUCCUGAGCACGGCGCCCAACAUUGAAGUGGCUAUUCGGGAGUUCCAAGCCGCGCAUGGCGUCGCAGAGGCCCACGCGCAGCUGGUCGUGCGCAAGAAAGAGAGCGAGUGCAAGGAGACGGAGGCGGCAACGACGUUGACUCCUGCGAUGCAGCUGCUGGAUCUGCUGCAGGUGCCACGGACCAGUUUGUACCAUUCGCUACUGGACCAGAUGAAGAAGGAGAUGCUGCUGCGCAUUGCCGACUUGCCACAGAGCGACCUGCCUCGCGUGCUGGAGCAGACGUUCCCGUACAUUGAGUUUCGAGAACUUCGCGCGAUUCCAAUUGCGGUCUUGGCUCGACAGGAAGAGACACCGGCGUUGUAUCUACGUGAAUUGACCGAGAAUCGACGUAUUCUCGCCGAGUUGCCCGUCCACGUGCGGAGGAAGAUUUUACAGGUUGAUAAACGAGAGCUCCAGCUUCUGGUGGAGGAGUGUACCCGUGAGUAUGUGACUGAGCAGUCGAAGUGGUAUCUGGACCAUCCGAUGUCGGACGCAGUCAGUGCGCAGUGCUCCCCAACAUGGAGGACGAGCGCCGAUAAUGUACGACACGGUGUGCCGAACAGGAAGCGCAGUGCAGAAAGUUCGCCUGGAGGGAGUCUGUGGAAUGUCUCGAGUCACGUUCCGCCUUCCGCUGAUACGGGCAGCUCGUCGUCAUCGGCAGCAUCCGGAUUUGGCGGUAAGCGAUGUCCUUUGUACUCGCCGGAAGAGCGUCGACGCAACCAUCCAGCACUCAUGAAGCUAGUCGACAUGUUUGGUGACUCGGAAGCGUUGUAUCUGUCGACGAUAGAGAUCUGGCGUGGCUACUUGGUGGCUGCGACCAUUCCUGGUGGCGCCGUGAUGAAUCACCCGAAAGAAUAUGUGGACUAUGUCUCGCUUCUUGGUGCGAUGCGCAAUGAUCUUGCGAACCUUCACCGUGACAGGACAACGACAUUAUUGCGAACUGAUCCAUUGCACAAAUUUAUAUGGUUCUUGGAUCGGGCGCUAAAGAAUUGCACACUGGAGAUUGCCCAACUUCACGAGCUACUAGGAUUUAUCGGUCGACUGCGCACGUCGGACUUGCCGACGGACAAAAAGUUUCGAAAGAAAAGCGGCGCAGAAGAGGAACAAGAGAGUUUUGAAGUCGUGUUGGGACCACCCCCAGUGGAGGAAUUGCUUGCAGUACUUGACAAGAUUGUCAAACUCGAUGCUCGGCUGAUCUUUGCGGAGCCAGUGCCAGAUGAUGUACCGAAAUAUCGGGAUAUUAUCAAGGAUCCCAUGGACUUGUUGACAAUGCGAAGAAAGGCGAAGCGCGGCAAGUACAAGACAAUAGAUGCCUUUGCAUCGGAUUUUAAUCUAAUGAUUCGCAAUUGCAUGACCUUUAAUCCGGAUACUACUAUCUUCUACAAGGAAGGAAAACGAAUUGGCAAGCGGGGCAACGAGAUAAUUGAGCGAAACGCUACAGCUUUGCGUGGCGAGCCUCAACGGAUCCGCUCUAAAAAGCGUCGCAAGAUGGGAGCCGGUCCGACGAGCGAAGCUCUGAGCAUGCUCACCAGCACGGGAGUUGUGACAAUUAAGGACUUUGGUGAUGUGGACCAAUCUGGAAUGAUUCCUGAGGGUGUGUGUGAUGAGCAGUUGGCGGACGUGGCAUUAGUUCUAUCGGAUCCGGUUGUGAAACAGCUCAUUUGCAAUGCAUUAAUGAAGAAUUUAGUGAUGUGUUGGCAAAUGAAAGAGCUGCCUACUGACAACCUAACAUGCCGUGCACUCGUGCAACUUCUUCAAAUUGGCAACCCGUCGAGCGUACGUCGCAUGAUUCGAAAGCAAGACUAUGUGCUACGUGCUCCGCAAGUAGUCACGAUGCGCGUUGUGCUUCCGCUUCUAUUACGCACGAUGGUGGAAUUUCGAGUGUAUUAUGCGCUUCCCGUUAGUUUGGAGCGCGAUGUAGAGUUGGCUGCAAAGGGAGAUGUUUUAAAUGCCGUUUUGUGGAACAGUUUGCUGCGCGCGAGUUCGGCUAUUCGCGCUAUAGCCAAGUCGUUUGCUGUACAAUGUUUGGUGGAUCAUCAGAUUGAUGCAGGAUCGCGGCUGCUGCAUUACCUGCUUUUAGCUGAAGAGGAAUCGCUUUUGCGUGAUCGUGUCUUGCUCCAUGCAGUAACGGAAGUAGUGCUGGAGCAAGUAGGAGUGGCUACUGCAAGCGUUGGCAGUAACAGUAGUAGUGAAUUUGCGUCGAAUUCUGCUGAAAAUGGUGAAGUGACGAUGACGUUGAGCGAACAGCUGCAAGGUCUGGAAGUGUGGAAACAGAUCGUCGAUUGCUUUUUUGUUGACGUUUUAGCAGCGCGUAUCCUAGCAGCUAAGAAAGCGACCGGAUGCAUUAUUCGUUUUGCUGAAGGCGCAAUCGACCAAGUCGAGGACGCACACAGCAGCACUGUCGCCUCCGACACCGCGUUGUCGAAGAAGCGCAAGCGACAGCGAGUGGUUCGAAGCUUUCCAAGUCCGGUAUUUCAUGAGAAGACAGUGAUGAUGCUGUCAUCUUUGUUUGCAACGAUUGGAAAAGGAGGCUCUGCGGCUGGCGUGGAUUUAAUGAUCACUUCAUAUCUCACGAGAACUUUGAGUGUAUUGCGCAACAACUGCUUGUGCUUGGAGGACUUUGAAGCACUAUGGAACAGUUCUGUAUUUUAUGGUUGUCGGCACUAUUAUGAGCUAAUGCUGGCCAAAUGUCCUGCCGUGCGAAAGGAGUUAUUUGCUGUGGUACCAUCGGACAUUAAAACGGGAGCUAGUGAUGUGCACCAGGCAACGCUCGGGGCUGCUGCCGAUUCUGUAAUGCAAGGAGCCGACACUGACGCACAACGUGCCACCACGACCGCUGCAUCUGAUGCUACAGUGCAAGGCACAGACACUGACGCACAAAAUGCCACCACGACCACUGCUGCUGAUGCCGCAAUACAAGGCGCAGACUCUGACGUAGACUGUACGACUGGAGCGAGUGCAACAAUCACGUUGGACAAUGCUGAAGCUGAAAUUGGUGGAAGCACUGGACCUGAGAAGCAGGUGGACGUAAAGAGCGCGGUCCAGGCUGACGGCGCCAACGUCACUUCUGAAGCCGAUGCCACGAACGUUGAAUCAAAGUCUGAAGAUGCAAGUUCUGGAGUUGUGACGGAAGCUGUUGGCGCUCAAGGCGCGAGCACAGAAAUAAACAUGACAGACACAGACGCCACACAUUUGGCUCCUUCCUGUAUGACCGACAUAGACGAUGUUGAAAACCGGAAAUCUGAUGCUGGCUCUAUAGUUGAGCCUAAGCACAACGGCAAUUUAACGGUGGAAGAAGUCGUAGAAAAAUCGGAGCUGAGAGGCGGCAAUAAAACUUCCGACAUUGAAGUUUCUGCUAGUAUUGCUGCCAAUGCCCCCGGUACAGCACCAGCACUCGAGUCCGGUACUGAAUCGACUGCUUCAUGUAGAAUGCAAAAUUACGAUGUUCUGGAUGAUCACAACAAAGUAGAUGUCAUUGUGGAUAGUAAUGGCGCGCCGAAGGACGUCGUCGUGGAGCCGGUGGUAAAUUUUGUGGAGCACGAUGGCGAUAAACAAGAUGGGUAA
Molecule: messenger RNA, 3735 nt
Organism: Peronospora matthiolae
Lineage: Eukaryota; Oomycota; Peronosporomycetes; Peronosporales; Peronosporaceae
Source: the annotation of a GenBank genome assembly